AAGCUCAAGCAAGCAAAGCAUCCAUCCAUGAGUUAUGAGCAGUAGGACUACUAGUACCAGUCUACCACCCUUUAAUAUUCCUCCCCUCCCCAUGCAACUACUACAUCCACAUCCCAUUCAUACACACACACACACACAUGGAUCCAUGCCCAAGUCCAAGGGAGCAAAACAAAAGGAAGGAUGACAUGGGCGGUGACAUUAACUACUGCUCACAGACUGGGGUAGGUAGCUGAGGCGAGGGUGCCACGCCAUUAUAAGCAGCAGCUGAGGUUAGGAGGAGAGACCCGUAGCCAGAUCCAUAGGGUUCUUCAUCCUCCUCCUGCGCAGAUCAAAGCAGCUACCACUCUCAGAUCACAUCAUCGGUCGCAGCUAAGCCCGAUCCGUGCUCACCCAUGGCGUCCUCCAACAAGCACUGGCCGAGCAUGUUCAGGUCCAAUCCUGGUGCCUGCGACGUCCAGUUCCACCACCAGCCUGACAUGAGCAACGCCCACACCAGGCCCUCCUUGAUCUCCUCAGGGCUUGACCAGGAGAACGUGAGGAGCCCGGGGGAGUCGAAGCCGCGGUGGAACCCCCGGCCGGAGCAGAUCAGGAUCCUGGAGGGGAUCUUCAACUCCGGCGUCGUCAACCCUCCGCGCGACGAGAUCCGCCGCAUCCGCCUCCGUCUGCAGGAGUAUGGCCAUGUGGCCGACGCCAACGUCUUCUACUGGUUCCAGAACCGCAAGUCCCGCACCAAGUACAGGCUGCGCGCCGCCGCGGCCGCAGCCGCUGCCCAGGGCCAACAGCCUACCGGCGGCCGCGCCGCCGUGACGCGCGCGUCCCUGGCGGCCAGGACGCCUGCACCGGCUCCCGUGACGCCGCCGAGGCGUUUCCUCGCGCCGUCUGGCACGCUCCAGGCGCCGACGUCCUCGUCGUCAUCCUCCUCCGACCGAUCCUCCGGAUCCAGCAGGUCGGUGGUCAUGAAGACGACGGCCAUGGCGUCUGCCGCGGCCGCAUCCCUCUCCCAGCCGAUGCUGCCGCUGUCGACCGCCGCCAUCGACCUGUUCGCCCCGGCACCGCCACUGGCACCGUCGCCUGGGCUCUCCGCGUGCCAGCUCUACUACCAGCUGCAGAACCAUCCCAUGACGUCCAUGCCGACGCAGACGCCGGUGCGCGAGCUUGUCACCUCCACCCCGGAGCCGCCGCCGCUCCUCCUGCAGAGGCCGCCGCAGAGCCAGUGCCAGUACUUGCCGGCCACCGAGCUCGGCGGCUUCCUCGGCUCGCAUGCGCAGUCCCACACGCAUCCGACGGCGGUCUCCCCUGACGGGCACCUCCUGUCUGGCCUCUUCACCGACUCGGCGUUAGGGCAGCACGAGAUAGUCGCCGACAUGAGCUGCUCCAAGCUUCUCGGGCUCGGCGGCGGCGGCCAGUACUGCUACUACAACGUCGCGGCGGCUCCACCCUCCGACGCAGUGAGCGCCGUGAUUAAGGACGACGAGAAGGCCAGGCUGGGGUUACUGCACCAGCACCACUACGGCCUCGGCGCCACCGCCGGCGCAGACGUCAGUGCGGCCGCCCUCCCAUGCACUCCGCCGAGCGGCAACGCGGCCGCAAGCUCUGCAUUCACCGACCAUCUGCAAGGGCUGCUGGACGCCGGGAUGCUGGCCGGAGGAGGCGCGGCGACGGUGGUGGCGGUGCCCGCCGGGCGGCCGGACGCCCCCGUGCAAUGCUACACCGUGCCGGCGAUGGCGCGCAUGGACGUGAAGGCUCUGUUCGGCCCGGCGGCCGUGCUGCUCUGGCAGACCGGCGAGGCCGUCCCCGUCGACGGGUCCGGUGUCACCGCCGAGCCCCUCCAAAACGGCGCCAUCUACUACGUCCUGAUGUGAGUGACCCGCUGAAGAUCGAUCGCCGAUGCUGUGUACGUCUUGGGUCAAGGGCGCCGCGCGGGAGAAUUCUGGCAAGGCGAAUUAUAGUUAUCAUUUCUACCUAGUUGCUACUCCUACAAGGGAAACAAGUCCUUAUAUAUAUAUAUAUAUAGCUAGCUUCAGUCAGUAUGUCGAUCUA
Messenger RNA from Hordeum vulgare subsp. vulgare (domesticated barley), 2040 nucleotides. Its product is annotated as WUSCHEL-related homeobox 12-like. Gene Ontology annotation, molecular function: DNA binding; DNA-binding transcription factor activity. The record is from RefSeq and is a predicted model, not a curated record. The transcript is spliced from 4 exons. Lineage: Eukaryota; Viridiplantae; Streptophyta; Magnoliopsida; Poales; Poaceae. Bases 393 to 1862 code for a protein of 489 amino acids. Gene Ontology annotation, biological process: regulation of developmental process.